AUGUGUGUGACAGUGGUCGGGGAGGAGAGGAGCCCGGAGCUCGGAGCCCAAACCGCGGUGGAACCCGAAGCCGAAGCAGAUCAUAAUCCUCGAGUCCAUCUUCAACUCCGAGAUGGUCAACCCUCCCCAGGACGAGAUUCGCAAGAUCCGCCUCCAACUGCAGGAGUUCGGCCAAGUGGACGACGCCAAUGUCUUCUACUGGUUCCAACCGCAACCACCAAACCCAAUCUCCCUCCUCUAAACCACUCUCCACUGCCAUAG
Messenger RNA from Linum tenue, 261 nucleotides. The record is from the annotation of a GenBank genome assembly. Lineage: Eukaryota; Viridiplantae; Streptophyta; Magnoliopsida; Malpighiales; Linaceae.